AUGGAUACCUUAGAUGUUGGAGACAAUGUUUUAAUAGAUCAAAGGGGAAGUGCUACAGUGAUAUCCGUGUUGACAAAUGGAUAUUACAGGUUACAGGUUGAUGGUACCGAAUUUAAAUUUGACUGUGAUGAAGGCAGAUUAUUAAAACUUCCCUGUGGCCAAAGUUUCAUCAUCGAAACGCCAUCGUCGAGCACGGCGAAGCAGACGACGAACACAAAGCCGAAAGAUGCCCAAGGAAGAUUUGUGGCUGUUGAGGACGGCAUGAUCGAUGGUGUGAUCCUGGACAAUCAAAACAAAAACACAGCCAAGAAAACUUUGUACGAUUUGAAACUGUUCGAUAACUUUCUAAACGUCCAAAAUGAAUUUCGCCAAAUGCACGAAAUCCCCCCAAACGAACUAGACACACUUCUCUGCAAGUUUUCCAUUAGUGUUCGAAAAACAAAUUGGGAAAAUUAUGAACCAAACAGUCUCACGGGUUUUCAGAGCAGCAUCGAGAGAUCACUAAAACGAAGGGGGUAUGGCUAUUCACUCACGUCAUCUUUAGAAUUUUCACGAUCACGGGAAGUAUUAAAGGGGAGAAAAAUUGAACUAAAGAAAGAAGGGCGUGGCAACUUACCAAGGAGAGCCGACCCGAUUGGUGAUGAAGAGAUCGAGGCCCUGUGGCAGUCCGGAUCCAUUGGAAUCAGUAAUCCAAUGAGCAUAAUAAACUGUCAAUGGCUCUACAACACAAUCAAUUUCGGGUUAAGAGGUGUCAAUGAUCACAACAACAUGUGUUGGGGGGACAUCACAUUGCAUGUUGAUGGAGACGAUCAUGAAUAUCUUGAACUGUCCAUGAGACAAGAAAAGAAUAGGUCCGGUGAGAAUCCCCGUGAUUGUCGCGACGUUAGGCCCAAAAUGUGGGCUAAUGUUGCUGAUCCCUCUCGGUGCCCUGUGCAGGUGUAUAAGUUGUAUGCCUCCACGCGUCCACUCGACUUCUGUCGAGAUGACGAUCCCUUUUACAUAGGCACACAAACUUUAGGUAUGCCUAAACCUGGCGAUCAGUGGUUUAUCCGCUAUCGUAUUGGGAAAAACAAACUUUCCUCUCUCAUGAAAAACAUGUGCGAUGCCGCCAGUCUCCAAACAUCGAAACGACUCACAAAUCACUCUGCGCGCAAACUCCUUGUGCAAAAGUUGAAUGACAAUAAUGUUCCGCCAAAUGACUCCCGUCAUGCAGAGCGGCCCCUCGCUUAA
This is a messenger RNA of Haliotis rufescens (red abalone), 1230 nucleotides long. Its product is annotated as zinc finger MYM-type protein 2-like. The record is from RefSeq and is a predicted model, not a curated record. NCBI's taxonomy places the organism in Eukaryota, Metazoa, Mollusca, Gastropoda, Lepetellida, Haliotidae. Bases 1 to 1230 code for a protein of 409 amino acids. The transcript has a single exon.